This is a messenger RNA of Prorocentrum cordatum, 936 nucleotides long. The record is from the annotation of a GenBank genome assembly. Lineage: Eukaryota; Dinophyceae; Prorocentrales; Prorocentraceae.
AGCCAUUUCGGUUCCCGGCCGAAAGGCCACUCGGGUUGCGCGCGGGCGGCAGUUGCCCCGUAGUGGGGGAAUGUUCGGUGCCUCCUCCAGGAAGAAGGUCGCGGCCCUGAACGCGCAGGGCGGCAUGCAGCAGGCCGAGGCCCUGGCGCUAGGCCGACGAGCUCAAGCGGGAGACCGACGGGUGCCUGGCGGAGGCCGCCGCGCUGCGCAGCGAGAUUCAGGCCGUGGAGGCGGAGUCCCGGCGCCUCGACCAGGAGAAUUCGACGCCGAGCGGAGCGGGCAGCGCGACCUCGAGGCCGAGGGUGCGGACCUCGCGAGGGAGGCCGAGGAGCUCCGGAGGGAGGCGGCCGACCUCGGGCAGCAGCUCCGGGCCGUGGAGCAGGCCGCAGUCGCGGCCGGCAUCGAGCGCGAGGCGUCGCUGGCGGAGCUGCACGAGCUCGAGGGGCUCGUGAGGCAGUGCCACGAGGACGUGUCUGCCGCCAGCGCGAUCGCGGAGCGCAUGGCUGCUGAGCUGCUCGAUGGGCAGGACCCGGCCGACAGGCAGCGGUUGCAGGCCGCCCAGGACGCGCACGAGGCAUUGCGGCUGGAGGUCGAGGCCAUCACGAAGGCCUGCGAGCAGGCCCUGGCGGAACGGGACCGCGCGAAAGAGGCGCUGGUCUCGGUUCAGGACCAGGUGGACGACCUGAGGCUCUGACGAGGAGGAGAAGUGGUAGGAAGACGAGGAGGGUGGUUUUGCUGGGUUGCGCGCGGGGGCGCACAAGUACUCGUGCUUCGUGCUUCGCAGUCCCAGCUGGAGGAGUGCCCUUCUCAAGGGAGAGGCGCCGCGCGGUUUGGGCUCCGCGCGGCGCGAAGCGCCAGGUCAGGUGGCCGAGCAGGCACUGGGUAUCAGACGUGUGCAGCGUCUGUUGCCAGAUGGGCGCGGUCCCGUUGGCCAGC